CGCUUAGGGCCGAAGGUUUAACCAACAAUUGCGGCUCCAACUGGAGAUAGGAAAAACAGCGGAAUAUAUAACAUUACCAUCGAUAGCUUACAAGCGUUCAGAUAAUUCUUUGUAUCCUUUUCGAGUUAACGCAGGAAGCCAACUCGCAAGUUUGCAGAAUGCCAGUGGAGGAAUUUCGAAAUUCUCCGUACCAUCUUAUUCAUGAUCAUUUAUUUAUUUGAAAAUUCUGAUUUCGAAAUUCACGAAACACUAUCUGGAACGGAGCCGUCAACGUUUCCCGUAGACAAUAGGUUAAAUAAUCAGCUUCGUCUAAUUCGUUCGGGAACCAGGGAAGACUGCAGUUUCCGACGGGAAAACUCCAGGGAAAAGACGAGGAACUUCAUAUCGGGAAAAGUGAACAGCUAAAUUUUCCCCGAGCUGCCACUCGCACCAGAGAAAUUCGCCAUCUUUUUAGAUAAAAAUGAUAUGUCGGGAUAAUGAUAGCGAUACGGCGUUGCGACAAACAUGGUGUCAAGUGGCGGAGGGCACUGUAAUCACGGAAUAAGUCGGUGUCAAUAAGUUGAUGUCCGAUUGGUGAGUACCACUGCCAAUCAAAAAGAAACUAGCUCCACAGAUCUCCCAUCUUCUGGAAACAUUUGGAGAAGUCAGUCUAAAAUCAUCCACGCUGAGGAGAACGUUGGAGUAUUGGCAAUGACAGCAAUCUCGUCGUCAGGCGUGAUAACUUUACGAACAUUUUUCUAGCUCCGAAUUUGACAAGUUGAGGUACUCGACAAAUCGAGUAACGUCGAAAGGAAAAAUGUCACUUGUUAACAUAUUAAUGAUUGUUCUCUGCUUGGCAUACUCCGUCGACGGAUGGUGCAUGCACAGAGAGGUGUCGGCGACGAGAAUUUCAGAGUGUUUCUUCUUGGAUUUCUGUUGUAAAUUACAAGUGAUUCAUAAAUGCGCAAUUAUGAACGACGAAUCAUGUUAUGGGGACACUAGGAGGACAACUAAGAAGGCUAGGAGGACAACUACAACGACUACAACUACAACGACUACAACUAGGAGGCCCACAACCACAACUAGGAGGCCCACAACCACAACAGAAGAGGCUCCAGUGAUAGUUUGGCCGGAACGAAUUAGCUGAAUUAGAUCACUGUCGAGGAGUGAUUGACGCACCAAACACUGCGCUCGAUACUAUAAAAAUAUGUAAAAUAUUAAGUCAACGUUAUGCGUUGGGUUAUCUCGAAAUAAAGUACAUACUAUUUGCAUAU
Messenger RNA from Nomia melanderi (Alkali bee), 1253 nucleotides. Lineage: Eukaryota; Metazoa; Arthropoda; Insecta; Hymenoptera; Halictidae. The record is from RefSeq and is a predicted model, not a curated record.